AGACAAGGUUUGCCAAGCAAGAUGAAGCCCAACAUCAUCUUCGUACUUUCCCUGCUCCUCAUCUUGGAGAAGCAAGCAGCUGUGAUGGGACAAAAAGGUGGAUCAAAAGACCAAUUACCAAGUGGAUCUUCCCAAUUCCCACAUGGACAAAAGGGCCAGCACUAUUCUGGACAAAAAGGCAAGCAACAAACUGAAUCCAAAGGCAGUUUUUCUAUUCAACACACAUAUCAUGUAGAUGCCAAUGAUCAUGACCAGACGCGAAAAAGUCAGCAAUAUGAUUUGAAUGCCCAACAUAAAAUGACAAAAUCAGAACGACAUCUAGGUGGAAGUCAACAACUGCUCCAUAAUAAACAAGAAGGCAGAGACCAUGCUAAAUCAAAAGAUCAUUUUCACAUGGUAGUUAUACACCAUAAAGGAGGCAAAGCUCAUCGUGGGACACAAAAUCCUUCUCAAGAUCGGGGGAAUAGCCCAACUGGAAAGGGAAUAUCCAGUCAAUAUUCAAACACAGAAGAAAGGCUAUGGGUUCAUGGACUAAGUAAAGAACAAACUUCCGUCUCUGGUGCACAAAAAGGUAGAACACAAGGUGGAUCCCAAAGCAGUUAUGUUCUCCAAACUGAAGAGCUAGUAGCUAACAAACGACAAGGUGAGACUCAAAAUUAUCAUCAAAAUAAAGGGCAUUACCAAAAUGUGGUUGAAGUGAGAGAGGAACAUUCAAGUAAAGUACAAACCUCACUCUGUCCUGCGCCCCAAGACAAACUCCAACAUGGAUCCAAAGACAUUUUUUCUACCCAAGAUGAGCUCCCAGUAUAUAACAAGAAUCAACACCAGACAAAAAAUCUCAAUCAAGAUCAAGAGCAUGGCCGAAAGGCAAAUAAAAUAUCAUACCAGUCUUCACGUACAGAAGAAAGACAACUCCACUAUGGAGAGAAUGGUGUGCAGAAAGAUGUAUCCCAAAGCAGUAUUUAUAGCCAAACUGAAGAGAAAGCACAUGGCAAGUCUCAAAAACAGAUAAUAAUUCCCAGUCAAGAGCAAGAGCAUAGCCAAAGGGCAAAUAAAAUAUCAUACCAAUCUUCAAGUACAGAAGAAAGACGACUCCACUCUGGAGAAAAUGGCGUGCAGAAAGGUGUAUCCCAAAGCAGUAUUUAUAGCCAAACUGAAAAGCUAGUAGCAGGCAAGUCUCAAAUCCAGGCACCAAAUCCUAAGCAAGAGCCAUGGCAUGGUGAAAAUGCAAAAGGAGGGUCUGGCCAAUCUACAAAUAGAGAACAAGACCUACUCAGUCAUGAACAAAAAAGCAGACACCAACAUGGAUCUCAUGGGGUAUUGGAUAUUGUAAUUAUAGAGCAGGAAGAUGAUGGUGAUCGUCAUUUGGUACAACGUCUUAACAAUGACCGAAACCCAUUAUCUACAUAAACCUACCUUUCAGUAACCAUGUGAAAGGAUGGGCCAAUAUCAAGGUGUCACUUGACCUCAGUGAAUUCUGUGAUGUUUCUGAGAUGCAGACUGCCAUGUAGUUUCAGACCCUUGAUCCAUGGAUGACACCACCUGCCCAUGCUUCCUUGAAUUAGGCUUUCUUAACCUGAAGCCCCUUCAAACUUCCAAUAAAGAGAUCAUUUUCUGCUUCA
This is a messenger RNA of Symphalangus syndactylus (siamang), 1622 nucleotides long. It is a transcript of the gene SEMG1, whose product is annotated as semenogelin 1. The record is from RefSeq and is a predicted model, not a curated record. Lineage: Eukaryota; Metazoa; Chordata; Mammalia; Primates; Hylobatidae. Gene Ontology annotation, biological process: sperm capacitation; negative regulation of flagellated sperm motility; coagulation. Gene Ontology annotation, cellular component: extracellular exosome; extracellular region.